This is a messenger RNA of Exophiala dermatitidis NIH/UT8656, 3435 nucleotides long. RefSeq lists its product as uncharacterized. The record is from RefSeq and is a predicted model, not a curated record. The coding region runs from base 1 to 3435 and encodes 1144 amino acids. Lineage: Eukaryota; Fungi; Ascomycota; Eurotiomycetes; Chaetothyriales; Herpotrichiellaceae. The transcript has a single exon.
AUGCUUUCCUCGCUAUUUCGCCAAGUGCGUGGCAGACAGUACCGCGACAAUUCGCCUGUUUCUUCCUCGAACGCCCCGACCGCAAGAUCAUUAGAAGCCACUCACGAUCCUACUUUCACCAGCGCAGGAAAAAGAGAACAAAGAGAAAGGGAACAUGGAAUUGCGAAGCAUACCAUUCAAGAGGAGAGCCAAGAAUAUGCUGACGGGGAGGACGACGGUGAUAUGGCCUACCUUGCUGAAGAGGACGACGAAUAUGGAGGUCCGGGCGAUUCUGAAGACGGCCCCGACGAUACAACGCCGCUUCUUCCCAUCUUCUCCUCAGUCCACCUUGAUGCCCUGCCCGUCUUUACGCUCACUCACGCGAUUCGAAUAUUGGUGACUUCCCGCUGCGACACGGUCCUCACUUGGGACCAACUGCGGUCACCACAAGUCUCACAGUUCCUGCUCAAACCCAUUGAACAAGAAAUUCGCAGCAACCAUUUGAACGCUGCCACACACUAUGCGCUUAUGGCCAAUUGUCUGCAAUACGGCAAAGAGGCCGCUGUAUCUAUAGUCAACAGCGGCACAAAUAAAACCCGGGCAAUGGUUUGUGAGCUGCUCGCCAUCAAAUUACUCAAAGACUUUUCUACCCGGGAGUUAAUAGACGCUCUCUCUUACGACUUUGAUCCCUUGCAAGGACAGAUGGAUGCCGGCCCAGCAGUUAAUGAGGUAAAUGGAGCUAAUGGUGGUCCAAGGAAACAGGUGCCUCGGCCUGCACGAAUAUCCUGUUUCGAGAUCGCCAUCCGUGCUCAGUCAAAGCGAUUCCUGUCUCAUCCCUUAGUCGUCAAACAACUGGAGGCAAUCUGGGCCGGAAACAUCGUGUUCCAUUCUGCAGCUGACCAUUUGCAUCGCAAACUCCCGAUGGCACAACAACAAAAAGGUUAUGGGACAACCCAGACAGAUCCCUCUGGUGAGACUGGAAGCUCCCAGCCGCCUCGACGGGCGGUGACGCUGUACAACCCAUGUGAGGCUUCUUUGUUUAAGCUGUCACGUCUACGAGUACCUCGCUAUCGCAACAUCGUGUCCACAUUAUCCUUCGCCGUCCUGCUAAGUCUCUUUGUUGCCGUCCUGGUGCAACGCUCCAUCGAGAUCACAACCCUGGAGGUGAUAUUCUGGUUCUGGGCCGCCGGCUUUAUGCUGGAUGAAAUCGUGGGCUUCAACGAGCAAGGUUUCAGCCUUUACCUCGCCAGCUUCUGGAACACUUUCGACCUUGGAAUUCUCCUGAUCCUGUUGGUCCAUUUAGCUUUGCGAAUCUAUGGCAUCGUCAUGCCAGAUGUUAGAAAGCAGACAGUGGCGGCCAUGGCUUACGAUGUGCUCGCCGCCGAUGCUAUCCUGCUCUUCCCGCGCUUGUUUUCCGUCCUGGAUCACUACCGUUACUUUUCACCCCUCCUCAUAGCUUUUCGUUACAUGGCCGCGGACCUUGUGGCGGUAUCAUUACUGAUCAUCAUUGCAUGCAGCGGGUUUUUUGUCGCUCUUACCUUGUCCUUCGGCAAUGAGAAUGUUGAUACGCCGAGCUCGGUGGCCUAUGCGUUGCUCCAAAUGGUCAUGGGCUUCACUCCUGCCGCCUGGGAUCGAUGGGUCAAAUACAAUAUCCUGGGCCGGAUGAUCUUGACCUUGUUUCUGUUCAUCUGUCAUUUCCUCGUGGUCACGAUACUGAUCACUGUCCUGACCAACUCGUUCAUGGCAGUGGUACAAAAUGCCAACGAAGAACAUCAGUUCCUGUUUGCCGUCAAUACCAUCUCCCAUGUCAAGUCUGACGCCCUGUUUUCUUAUGUGGCGCCUACAAAUGUGAUCCAAUGGCUUUUGGUUCCGCUGAGAUACGUCGUCCCGUUCCGGCAGUAUGUCAGGAUCAAUCGAACGGUGAUCAAGAUUACCCACUUUCCGGUACUAUUCGCGAUCUUCUUCUACGAAAAAGCAAUCUUGCAAUCCACAGUCUUCGAUACCAUAGACCUUGUCGAACGUCGGGAACCCUCUAGGAGGAUGACCACGAGAAGACUCACACAACUCAAUCGAGCACCCUCGAUCGCUACCUUCCGGCAAGACAGGGCUUUGGAGGAAGUUUUCCGAAAACCGUACGGCAGCACUGUGCGUAGUGCACGAAACGGACGGGACCAUCGAAAGACAAGUAAUGUGGUGAACAGCUGGAUGAAGGGGAUGGGCGAUGAUAUUGCCAGUCCACCCCCGGAGCAGGACAGGCGCAUUGUUGAUAGAUUGGAGACCAGAGCAGUUGGCUGGAGGCUAUUGCGACCGCCGAACAGGAUCAGGACUUUCUCUCGUCGGACCAUGUCGGUGGCAUCCGAUCCAGAAGAGUUCGCAACCAAUGUGGAUCACCUAUCGCCAAGCCGCGUACGACCUGUGCACCACAAUCUGCGGAAUUUGGCUCUGGAAGAGGAACCCUCCGGAGCUACAGAGGCUGAUGGCGACGACGAAAUGCAGACUAUCGAGGACAUGGAUGAAUCAGAGAGCAUGUCGGACCGCGACUCAUCGGACGGAAGCGGCUCAGAGAUCCUUCAAUCCUCAAGUGCACCAAAUCCUCGCGAUCAGCUGACGACAGAGGAACCACCCACAACGCAGUUCCAGGCAGCGGGUAGCCCGGCGGGGUCUAUCAUCCAGACAAGUGCCCGCCCUCAUCAGCAUUCCCGGAAUGUGUCGAGUGCAACCAUGAUAUUCAACCCGACGGCGGAGUCGACAGCGGACAAGUCACCCUCUCUUAGGGAGAAGAGGCCAUUGUCCAGCAGAUUGAAAGCCUCGGCUCCACCUUCGGGAACACGGACACCAGUAUCCAAGCCAACAUCCGGCAAAAGUGGUCAUCGAACGCCUAAGCGGACAACAAACGGUCCGGCACGACCAUUCCUUCCGCCCAGAAACGAUGCUGCGUUCCGGUCAGCUCCCAACCUGCUUGAUUUGCGAAGCCAGCAGAGUCAUUCGCGCCACAAGACGUCACUCGAGAUGGAUCUCGUAUCGGACAUUGGGGACAACAGAGCGAUAGGCGGCGGCUAUGUUGGUGCUCUGCCAGCCUCCUUUGCCGCUCAAAUGUCUCAAAGCCUUCUGAGCGCUCAGCAUACGAAGGCUCAGUUAGAAGAGCAAGGGCUGCUGGCCAAAAUCAUGAUGGCACGAAUGAACAGUCUUGAAGAAGGAUUCAGAGACGUCAUCCAUGAAAUGCGGGAAACGUUGAGACAAGACAGUGUUAAAAGCAAGAGUCCCAGUCGCAGCAGACCGGGCAGACCGGCAGUCAAAGAAAGGAAAGGAAAGGGGAAAGAGAGCCACCAGCCACCGGCUGUGGAGGUUGAACCCGACAAGGACCAAGCCCCCAGCCCUGGGAAAAGUGGGGAGUCGGAGCCUUCAGCUGAGGCGUCACCAAAUAUUGCAACACUAGAGAAAGAUAUUGCGACCUAG